UGAGUUCUCCGGCCGGCGAGCUUACGUCAGCCUCCGUCCUUCCGUCGCGAACGUUGUGUGCUCGUCUGAUCGGCUGAGGCUGCUUUGGCACUGAUGGAGGCUACGAUGGCUGCGGGUCCGGCGACCACCGCCACCAGCACGGUUACUAACAGCGACGGGAUCCUUAUCGGCGACAAGGUUUACUCCGAGGUCUUUCUGACCAUCGACAACUCGCUGAUCCCCGAGGAGAAGCUCUCGCCGACCCCGUCCAUGCUGGACGGCCUGGACCUGCACACCGAGACCGACCUCCGCAUCCUGGGCUGCGAGCUGAUCCAGUCCGCAGGGAUCCUGCUGCGUCUGCCGCAGGUGGCCAUGGCGACCGGACAAGUCCUGUUUCAUCGCUUUUUCUAUUCCAAGUCGUUUGUGAAGCACAGUUUUGAGAUUGUCGCCAUGGCCUGUAUCAACCUGGCUUCGAAAAUUGAGGAAGCCCCACGUCGCAUAAGGGACGUCAUCAAUGUCUUUCAUCACUUAAGACAGAUCAGAGGCAAAAGGAGUUCAAGCCCAUUGAUACUUGAUCAGAACUACAUAAACACGAAAAACCAGGUGAUCAAAGCUGAGCGGCGCGUGUUGAAGGAGCUGGGUUUCUGCGUCCACGUCAAACACCCGCACAAGAUCAUCGUCAUGUACCUGCAGGUCCUUGAAUGUGAGAAGAAUCAAACGUUGGUCCAGACAGCCUGGAACUACAUGAACGACAGCCUGCGCACCAACGUGUUUGUGAGGUUUCAAGCAGAGACCAUCGCCUGUGCCUGUAUUUACCUUGCGGCCAGAGCUUUACAGAUUCCUCUGCCGUCUCGGCCACACUGGUACUUGCUUUUCGGAGCCACGGAGGAGGAGAUCAAAGACAUCUGUAUCACCACUUUGAAGCUCUACACAAGGAAAAAACCAAACUAUGAUUUACUGGAGCGAGAGGUGGAGAAAAGGAAGGUGGCUUUGCAGGAGGCUAAGCUGAAAGCUAAGGGGCUGAACCCAGAUGGCACGCCUGCUCUGUCCACAAUGGGUGGAUUUUCUCCUGGAUCCAAACCAUCUUCUCCCAUGGUGAAGGUGGAUGAGAAAUCUCCAAACCCUCAGGUUGUGAAGACUGUGAAGAAAGAAGCUGAGGAUCGGCCCCAAGGCUCCAAGAGUCCUCAUAAUGGGCUCAGGAAGGACAGUAAACUGGGUCGGAAUAGCAGAAGUGGGAGCCGUUCUCGUUCAAGAACUCGCUCGCGGUCCAGAUCGCGCUCUCCUAGGCGACAUUACAACAACCGGCGCAGUCGCUCUGGCUCCUACAGCUCCCGCUCCCGCAGCCACUCGCACAGCCGCAGCCCUUCGCCAAGGCGCCAUGCCAACCAUGGUCCCCUUUCCCCUCUCCUGCCGCACCUGAAGUCCAAGCAGCGCACAGACGAGCUGAAGCUCCACAGUCGCCACAGCCACAAAAGGAAGCGCUCGCGUUCAGGCAGCAAACCGCGGGGGGAGCGCGAGAGGGAGCGCGACAGAGACAGGGAGAGGGAGCGCGCGUCGUCCGACCUAAGCUCCAAAAAACACCGGCACGAGAGAGGCGGCGGCAGCGGGGGGCACCACAGAGACCGUCGGGAACGGUCACGCUCAUACGAACGCUCGCACAAGAGCAAACACCACAGUAGCAGCCACUCGAGCCACAGCCGCCAUCGACGCUGAGAGACUGCAUCCCCGAGUCCUGUGUGAAUGGGUUUGUCCAGCUGUAUGCGUUGAAGCCGUCAGAGUUGAGGGGUCAAUUCUGAUCACAAUCUCCCUCGUUUUAUAUUUUAUUCUUCUUUUUUUUUUGGAUAAUCUUUUAGUUCAAAUGUAAAGUGAAGGACUUGAAUUACAUAUUUACAGUGUAAAGAGUUUAAACGCUGACGUAUUACAAAGAAUGCUUUGAUUUAUAAAAGCAUCAUUUUGUUGAAGUGGGGAAGGGGGGAAAUCACUAACUUAAGCAAAUGAUUUCAGGAAAGACAUCAAGACUUUGCACGGGUAUAGUUAUAUUUACAGAAAACGAUUUCCCUAGGGAUAGACCAUAUUUUUUUACAGCAAGAUGCAGACUUUUCUUUUUCUUCAAUCGUGGUGACUUUGUUACACUGGUUUUAGUCUGCACGUGUUCACGUCGGAUUUUUACUCAAUAAAAAAGACUUCCUAUUGAAA
Molecule: messenger RNA, 2175 nt
Organism: Pygocentrus nattereri (red-bellied piranha)
Lineage: Eukaryota; Metazoa; Chordata; Actinopteri; Characiformes; Serrasalmidae
Gene: ccnl1a
Product: cyclin L1a
Exons: 11
Coding region: 94-1692 (532 amino acids)
Biological process (GO): regulation of transcription by RNA polymerase II
Cellular component (GO): nucleus
Molecular function (GO): cyclin-dependent protein serine/threonine kinase regulator activity
Source: RefSeq, a predicted model, not a curated record